AUGGCGGAAGCGGAAGACACAAUAAACGUGGCGGUCAUCGGUGCUGGAUUCCUGGGUGCUCGCAUCAUCGCGGAAAUGUUGCUUCUGGGAAACAAUGUCGCAGUUUACGAUGCAAACAUCGCCAAGCAAAGAGACCCGCAGACUGCCUUGAACGAAACGGUGGGCGGCCUUCUCCUGGAGUGCGACAGGCAAGGCUUGUUGGGCCUUGCGGAAAUGGCAUCGCCGAAAGGAGGUAAGUGGACACCCUAUGCCAAGGAGCCUGCUCGCCAGGCUAAGGCUUGUCAAUCCGUUGCGGAGGCAGCAACCAGGGCUCACAUUGUGUUGGAAGCUGUCCCGGACAAGCUCGAGAUCAAGAGCAAGGUCUUUGCAGAGGCGGUGUCGACUGCUCGUCCUGGUGCUAUUCUGGCCACGAACACACUUUCCAUUCCGCUGAAAAAGAUUCAAGAGGCGGUGAUGUCCGAGGUCACAGGAUCUAGUGGAAGGGCUCUGCCCGAAUCAUUGAGACCGCGCGUCAUGGGAUUGAGAUUUCUCUCGCCUGUGGUUUUCGUACCCUUCGUGGAGGUGACCCUUUCAGCCGAGCAGGAGAAAGGUGCUGACAAAGAAGACUUGACGGGGAUGCUGCGGAAGUGGGGCAAAGCCUGCUUCAUUUGCGAUAUCCAAGGUGCAGUCGAUAGCGUCGACCAGGAUAGGAUCGACUUCAUCCGCGUGGCCCGCGAGCGACUCCGACUGGACACCUCCACUGCACAGCGACGCCAGAUCGCGGAAGCGAAGCUUCGAGCAGCGAUCCGCUUGGGGCCCGAGGUUGUCCACCGGACAACUUCUUCCGAGCUUUUCACGGAGUCCAAGUGCUGCAUCUGCCUAGAUGCAGAACCUACUGUGCCUUCAAUGCUUUGUGGUCAUGUCGCUUUGUGCGAAGACUGUGCGGGCGUUGUUGAAAGUGGCACGAAGCAAUGUCCAAUGUGCCGUGAGCGGUUUGUACGUCGGAUGCACAGAUAG
Symbiodinium sp. CCMP2592 is the source of this 996-nucleotide messenger RNA. The record is from the annotation of a GenBank genome assembly. NCBI's taxonomy places the organism in Eukaryota, Dinophyceae, Suessiales, Symbiodiniaceae.